AUGUGGGCUCCGGCAGCACCGCGUGCCGGUUUCAGCGGUUCUUGGACCUGCAGUCCCAGAUCGCUGAAGAUCCCGGCUGCUGACCGCUUCGUGAAGUCUGUGCAGUCGGCCGAAACUGGUUUGCCAUGGGAAUUUCUGGCAGUUGCAGCCUGGGGGGCACUGUCCAGCCUGAGGCCGUGUGCUUAUCUUUGGCGAGGUGCCGCUACUUCCCGGGUCGUGAGAUUGAUGCGAACAGCGAAGCGGGAGACGACAGCGUAUUUCGAAAACCUCAACAUCCAAUCGACUGGGGAUGUGGUGCGCCACUGGGUCCACACUACGUCCGUGUCUGCCGAUCUCGUACGAGGGCCCGGUGGCAAGGGUGAAGGCUCCAAAGCUGUUCACAAGGCUAUAGAAGAGGCCAAAGCCGUUUGCAACUCGUUUCUUCCAAGAGUUCUACGUGAUGAGAAGAGCGUCUCAAAGAUACUCGAUUUGCUUUGCAAUGCCCUGUCCUUAGCCGGGGAUCCUUCAUCACGUGAUGUCUUUGCUGCACUGGAAAGCCUUCUGGUGUCUUUCCACGACAACGCGCCUGUCGCCAUGCGGAAAGCCCUCCAAGCCCGCUUCUCGGGCAUUGCGGAAAAGCUCGUCGCACGCGAUGCCCCGGAAGCGGCACAUCCCCUGGGCAUAGCGCUGGAAGCCCUGGGAGCUGCAAUCCGCGGUCCAGGCAACUUGGCCAAGUGGAAGCCGCCUGAGAUCCUGCAACUCCGAUCGCAAAGCCGCUGGAAAAUGCCUCUCCAGGUCCGUGCCAUGAUCUUGGCACGUGAUUCUGAGACAUGCUGGUAUUGUGGUGCACCUGGCGACACUGUGGACCACUGGAUUCCGCUAUGUCGAGGUGGCACGAACAAGACGGUGAACCUGGUUUGUGCCUGCAGCAAAUGCAAUGAGCUCAAAGGCAACAGUAUGCCGGACGAAUUCCUUGCGACACGGAAAAUAUCUGGCGCCUCGGAGGACUUCCUGCCCUCCACUUCGACAGGCGUGUCUGCAUCAGAUCGCGCCAUCACCGCCCGAGCGAUGUGCGACCUAAACAACCGGGCAGAGGACUUCUCCAAGCCGGGCCAUCUCUUCCCUCUUUGUGCUCGGCCCGGUGGGGUCCUCGAACGUCCAGGACACACCGAAUCGACCUUCGACUUCUGCCGCCUCGCUGGCCUGACGCCAGUGGGGCUCCUUGCAGAGCUGAUGCACGAUGAUGGCACCAUGUAUCGUCGCGAUGACAGCCUGGCCUUUGCUAGUGCGAACAACAUUCCGAUCGUGACUGUAGAUCAGAUCAUCGAGUUCCGACAGAAGCACGGGACAAUAGCCCCUGCAUCUCUGUUCAGCGAGAAGGCCGGACUGGCUGCGACCGGCAGCGCCAGCGCCAGCCCGGCUGUCGUGGCUUCCACGUGCGAUGCCAGGUCUGAUGCUCCAAAGGCAAAGCUUUGA
Molecule: messenger RNA, 1455 nt
Organism: Symbiodinium sp. CCMP2456
Lineage: Eukaryota; Dinophyceae; Suessiales; Symbiodiniaceae
Source: the annotation of a GenBank genome assembly